UGGUGAAAGUAAGUACACUUCCUGCUGUCGAAGUAUGGAACGGCAAUAAUGUUUCUACCCACAUCCUCAAAGAAGGGAAAUUAUUCAUAUUUUAUUGCAGUAGAUGUGGGGGAGAAUCCUGAAUCCUGUGGUGAUUAGCGGAGUUCGUCUCACUUGGAGUGCCAGAAGUCUCUUCACCAUGCAGCUGAAGACUACAGAGUUCAAGUCCUUAUUCAGCGAUGGACUGAAUGGCAUAGCAGAGAUCUUUGAGAAGCACAAGUUUGAGCUGAGGAUAGCAGGGGGUGCUGUGAGGGACCUCUUGUCUGGGAAGCGGCCAGAGGAUGUGGACUUUGCGACCACAGCAACACCAGAGGAGAUGAAGAGCAUGUUCCAGAAGGCAGGGAUCAGGAUGAUCAACAAUAAAGGGGAGAAGCAUGGGACCAUCACUGCUCGACUUCACAAUGAGAACUUUGAAGUGACCACACUGCGCGUAGAUGUUGAGACGGAUGGACGUCAUGCAGAGGUGGAGUUCACAACAGACUGGCAAAAAGACGCAGAGCGCAGAGACCUCACUAUCAACUCCAUGUUUUUAGGGUUGGAUGGGACCCUAUAUGAUUACUUCCAAGGAUAUGAGGACCUCAAGAACCGAAAGGUUCGGUUUGUUGGCAGUGCUGAGCAAAGGAUUCAGGAGGACUACUUGAGAAUAUUACGAUACUUCAGGUUUUAUGGCCGGGUGUCAGUAAAGGCAGCGGAACAUGACCCUGCCACCUUGGAGGCCAUCAGGGAAAACGCCCGUGGCCUGGCAGCCAUAUCAGGGGAGCGCAUCUGGGUUGAGCUGAAGAAGAUGGUGGUGGGAAACCAUGCUGCCCACCUACUAAAGGUCAUGUAUGAGCUGGGCCUGGCUCAGUACAUAGGUUUACCUGCAGAGGGCGACGUGGAGGAGUUGAAGCAGAUCUGGCAGCAUGUGAAGGACCAUUCUCCCAAGCCCGUGACUGUUCUGUCGGCCCUGUUCCGCUGCUCCCAGGAUGUGGAGAAGAUGGAUCUGAGGCUGAAGGUCUCCAGGGAGGAGAAGAACCUGGGUCUGUUCCUGGUCAAACACAGACGGGACCUCCAUAAGUCCCAGGAUGAUCCAGACAGCCUGAAGCCCUACACUGAUUUUAUCAUAGAUAGUCGGGAGGUGGAUGCUCAGAGUAAAGUAUGUGAACUGCUCAAGUACCAAGGAGAGGACAAGUUACUGGCAGAGAUGAGCAGAUGGUCCAUUCCUCGCUUCCCCGUGAGUGGGCACGACUUGAGGAAGAUGGGCAUCACCUCAGGCAAGGAGAUCGGCACUACCCUACAGAACCUACGAGAUGUGUGGAAAAGGAGCCGUUACCAGAUGGACAAAGACGAGCUGCUUUGUCAUGUUAACAAGACAUAAUUCCAGUGUGUAGCAGGUGUUACCCCCUCAUACACCUCUGUUGUUUUCCAGACUGAGUGUUGAAUAUGAAAAUGAGAAAGAAACCCCACAAGGACUGAAUCAUAUUUACUGUGUUUAACUAAUUUAGCCCAGUGCAGCACUUAGAGUUUGGGUAUUAUGCUCUCAGCUGCACAGUUGUCCUAUGAAGAAAGUUUGUAAUCAACCUAAGCCACUGCAGUAUCUCAACAUCUGUGGCAUUAUUGAUAUCAGAACUAUUAUUUUGUACAUUUCCUGCCCCGAAAUGCCUUUGAGAUUGGCCAAUCUGCUGUUGGGAUUUUAGUUGGGAUUCAGUCAAUACGAUUAAGUGGAAAACAGGAUAUUUUGCCAAUUCUCAAUGGUGAUUGGAGAGAUUUGAGCAAUGAAAGGCUAAUGAGCAAUGUGGAAUUGUUUUAAAUGCCCUAUAAUCAUAUCUCAGAAAGCCGGUCUUCUUUGACCAAUGUAGUGAACCGAAUAAAUCUGUAUUUCAUGGACUGAGAAAAAA
This is a messenger RNA of Salmo salar (Atlantic salmon), 1916 nucleotides long. It is a transcript of the gene trnt1, whose product is annotated as tRNA nucleotidyl transferase, CCA-adding, 1. Lineage: Eukaryota; Metazoa; Chordata; Actinopteri; Salmoniformes; Salmonidae. Gene Ontology annotation, molecular function: tRNA binding; nucleotidyltransferase activity. The record is from RefSeq and is a predicted model, not a curated record. Gene Ontology annotation, biological process: tRNA 3'-terminal CCA addition; mitochondrial tRNA 3'-end processing. Gene Ontology annotation, cellular component: mitochondrion.